GCAGUGCAUGUGACUAUGUGAGUGAGGUUUCAUUUCAUCCAGUGCCAGAUCUGCUGGGCCUCCCUUGUAGCCCUGCUAAUCUAUCACCAUUCACCAAGUUGCAAGUUUGCAACACACAAAAGUCUCCAAAAAUCCAAAGCUCCAACAGAGCGAGCUACACUGGUAUUUCCGACUGACCGGACAAAUUCCUUGCUGUUCCUGGCCUAAUUCGGAUGCUGUGGCAGUAUAGGGACCCCUGUACUGUAUUACUUCUGAUGUUUCAGCAAUUCUGUAUGUUUCAGCAAUUCUGUAUAUAUAGGCUUAACUUCUUGCCUGCCAAAAACAGGAUCGUUGCACGAAAUACGGCGUUAGCCGUAGACCUCCUAACAGCAAAUCAAUCAUUUGGGCAAAGGCACACCGACCGUACUCAUCAUCUACGCGCCCACAUGGCACUGAGGGCCAGCAAGAUUCAGUUUCUCUCAUGCUUUCCUCCUGCAUGCAUUGCUGUUGUGGGCAGCAAAGCUACAAUGCUGACCAGAUCCCUCUGUGGCUCUGUUCAUGAUCAUGUGAGAAUUCCAUCAUCCAUUAGGCCACUGAUAAGGGUUGUGGGGGGUAGAGGACGAGACCGGCAAUGCUGUCCUGGUGGUUUCCAUAUCCAUGCCAAGGUAGGCUUGGCUCGGCAGGGCAAGCCCUACCUGGCCUGGCCAUUGCCGGCCCUGCCUGCCCAUUGACAUUGAGGAUGAUGUGGGUGUUGGUUGGGACUCGCUUUUCCUCUGACAACAUCAUGGCUAGGCUUAGCAGGAUGCGUCUCCUGGUCUUUGGUUGGUUGGCCGUUCGUCCGAUUCUUCCAUGUGCUGCAGCUGCACUGCUACAUGCCCGUGGUACACAACCCAAAUGGCUCAUCCUGUUGCUGCUGCGUGCUGGCACAGAGCAAUCAAGAUGCCCCUCUCUCGUUCUUCCAGCUCUGGUCCUGUGCUGGGCGGUGCAUGACCGAGUACCUGGCGCCAUUGCUCCUCAUCUUUGACCGGAGCUGGCCUUCUCUCUCUGAAGUCUCCAAUGGAUACUGCCAAGAGCUCUCCAAAUUCGACUCAGUCGCCGGAGAUUACAUCGAAGGAAUUGGAGGACCAAAACAAUGUGAAGGUGAAGGUAUUGAGUGAGAGGCUAUCAUCCGUGGUUCUGGAUAUCCGUGCAAAGGAUGAUCUCGUGAAGCAGCAUUCCAAAGUUGCAGAGGAGGCCGUUCUAGGAUGGGAAAAGGCCGAGAAGGAGAUCGCGUCACUGAAGGCGCAGCUGAACGCUGCAACGGCCAAGAACUCUGCGCUGGAGGACCGGCUCGUUCACCUCGACGGCGCCCUCAAAGAAUGCGUCCGGCAGCUCCGGCGCGCCAAGGACGAGCAGGACCAGACGGUGCAGGACGCGCUGGCACAGCAAGCGCGGCAGUGGGAGUCCCAUAAGGCCGACCUCGAGCUGCGCAUCGUCGAGCUCACGGCGAGGCUGGAGGCUAAGUCCGAGCGCUCGGCGGUGGCCACCACCGAUGGCAACACCGGUUCCAGGCUAGCCGCACUGGAGAAGGAGAACUCGGCGCUGAAGGUGCAGCUGCUCGCCAAGACGGAGGAGCUGGAGCUCAGGACGAUCGAGAAGGAGCUCAACCGGCGGGCUGCGGAGACGGCCAGCAAGCAGCAGCUGGAGGGCAUCAAGAAGGUGGCCAAGCUCCAAGCUGAGUGCAGGAGGCUGCAGGCUGCGGCACGGAGGCCCCCGGUCAACGUCGAGCUCCGGCGAUCUCCGAGCUCGGCCGGCGCCGAGUCGGUCACGGACUGCCAAUCCGACUGCUCCGACUCAUGGGCCUCGGCCCUCAUCACCGAGCUCGACCAGUUCAGGAACGACAAGAGCGGCGCGAGCACACGGACCGCGAGCCUCGCGGCCGCGGACAUCGGCGUCAUGGACGACUUCCUCGAGAUGGAGAAGCUUGCCUCCGCCAACGGCUCGUCGAAAGGCGACGCCGUCGAGGACGCGAGCGGUCAGCUGUCGAAGCUCGAGGAGAAGGCCAGGAAGCUGGCAGCCGAGAAGGCCGAGCGGGAGAAGGCGCUGCACGAGGCUCAGCGCGAGCUGAGGACUUGCCGCCACCGGGUAAUGGUUGCUGAGGAGAAAUCAGCUGAGCUACAGCGGCAGCUGAACCUUGCCAAUGGCGAGAAACACGCCAUGGAGGCCGAGGUGGAGGCUGCUGAGGCGAAGAGAGGAGAGCUCGAGGGCAAGCUCGAGCUCGCCCGUGCCGAGAUCGCGGGCUUGCUGGACAAGGGGCGCAUCCUGGAGGAACGGCUCGAGUCCGAGAAGGCGCUGACGCUUGAGCUCGCAGCCAAGUACCAGGACAUGGAGGCGCUGGGGGCAGAGAAGAGGGAGUUGAUCGCUCAGCUGGAGACGUCACGGUCCGAAGCCAAGAAGCUCAGCGACAAGAUCGCCCUGAUGGAGAGGAAGCUGGAGGUGGAGAAGGCCUUGUCGAUCCGGCUGGCGACGAAAUGCCAUGGCAUUGAUGCUCUGGAAGCAAAGAAGAAGGGAGUCGAGCUGGAGCUGGAGUCGGCACUCGAGGAAAUCGCUUCGCUGCAAAAGAAUGCCAGUAGCCUGGAACUGCAAGUCGAGGAAGAGAAAGCGUCGUCUGCUGCACUCGCAAUCCGGUGCCAAGAACUGGACGAGCUUCGAUCCCAGCUUGAGUCUUCAAAUGCACAGAUCGUUGAUCUGAAUGAGAAGGUUAAAAUGCUCGAGGACGUAAUCGAGAAACAGAGGCCAGUGACGACGGAGUUGGAGUCUCAGCUUCAGUCGAGACACGCUGAAAUCGGUAGCCUGAAGGUGGAUAUGAGCCUGUUGCAGAAGAAGCUGGACAGCCAGAAGAACCUGUCAUCAGCUUACAUAUCUGCACUGGGUGCUUCUGAAACUGAGAAGAAGGAGCUGGCUAGUCGGUUCGAGCUCAGAGAGAAAGAAGCCGAGGAAUUACGUGGGAAGAUGAGCUUGCUGGAGGAACAGAUCCAUAAAGAGAGGGCACAAUCAUCCGAGUUUGCGGUAAAAUGUCAGAAGAUGGAAGAACAGAUGUCCUACAGAUCUCUUCUUGGUCACCAACCAGUGAAAUCUGUGGCAAUCAAAGAUCUUCAGAUCAGAAAGGAGACAGAGCUGGCCAAGGCUGCAGGAAAACUAGCCGACUGCCAGAAGACGAUAGCUUCACUGAGCACCCAGCUGAAAUCGUUGGCCGAUUUCGAUGAACUCCUCCCUGAAACCGAGACCAGUGGCACUGACUCAGCCGAGGCCUGGCACAGCGAUCUGAAGCUGAUCCAUCCUGCAACUGCAAGUUAUCCCACACAGAUUGGUUGUUUGGCAGUCACAUGAUUCACUACCCUCGUUGGCAAGUGGGGCAGCGAAACUGUUUUGGCUUGGCUUCCGCCGCAUGAUUGCUGUGAUGAGAUUGCCAUGAUCUUCCACCACAUGUCAUAUAUAGUUAAGUUAAUAGUUUAUAGGUGAGCAAAUGUUCAUAUGCAUGCUGUUUAUAGAGUUGGUUGGUGAAGCAUCAAAGGAACUCAUAUUGAAGAUUAUCUUUGAUCUUCCCAUUCUCGAACGAAAUGGCUUUUACCCGACAUGUGUUUUCCGUC
Molecule: messenger RNA, 3608 nt
Organism: Sorghum bicolor (sorghum)
Lineage: Eukaryota; Viridiplantae; Streptophyta; Magnoliopsida; Poales; Poaceae
Product: filament-like plant protein 3
Exons: 4
Coding region: 1036-3348 (770 amino acids)
Source: RefSeq, a predicted model, not a curated record